This is a messenger RNA of Daktulosphaira vitifoliae (grape phylloxera), 4771 nucleotides long. RefSeq lists its product as uncharacterized. The transcript has 8 exons. The record is from RefSeq and is a predicted model, not a curated record. NCBI's taxonomy places the organism in Eukaryota, Metazoa, Arthropoda, Insecta, Hemiptera, Phylloxeridae. Bases 2987 to 4555 code for a protein of 522 amino acids.
AUAUGUUAACAAAAGGAUUUAUUGUUGUAAACAUAUGAAUAGAGUCCGUUAUUAUUGUCACGUAAUAUUAUAGCUAAGAUUAUAGGGGAUUAUGUGGGGAUGUGGUGACCGUUGACUGUAUAGUGUUGUUCAUUUUAUGUUUGACCUAUUUGGACUGAAGAUGCCUGGAAUGUUAUAUUGGAAAUCAUGUUUGCUAGAAGUUACUCACCAAUGGUCGACAACAAAGGGCGGAUAGAACAUAAAUAUGCACGAAUCGUGAUAAUUUGAUGUCUCGGUGAUCAAGUCGCUACAUACGAAAUUAUACGAAGAUGUUGAAGUCGUGGUUUGGAUGUUCUAUUAAAAGGGACUGUGGCUCAAAGUAAAAUGACAAAAGUCAUGGUAAUGGUCGUGACAUUGACCGCGGCUGUGGCGUGGCGGUGGCGUUAGUGAUGACUGACUAUGAAUGGCUAUGAAAAUGGCGAGAUGGCAAAAUGGCAAUUAGGUGAAUGCAACGUAUACACUAUAGAGGUUAAUAAUUGACCUAGUUAUUCGAUUACUUGAUUAUCUGACUCAAGGAUAAACAAGGGAAAUUAGGUUUUAAAAUAUUGAACUAAAUAGUUAUACAGGAGUAAGUCUACAAUAAUCGAAUUUUAUUCAAAAUAUAUUGAUAUUUAUAAAACUAUAUUUUACAGGGAGAAUGAUCGAGAUGUAGAUCGAUAUUCAAAGUAGAGAGGUCCUGUGACAGCGAUGAAGUCUUCGAUAGAAUUAUUGAUUAAGAUGACCCGUCGAAUGAACCUCGAAGAAUGACUUCAUUUGAAUGAAUAAUUAAAAGAUUUUAAUUUAAGUAGUUUAAGCAAUUUUUAGGAUAUAAGAUUCUAUAUAAGUAAUUAGUAUAUAAGAGUAACACGAUUGUUCAUACUAAUCCUUGUAUCCGACAGGGGGUAAUUUUAAAAUUGAAGAAUNGCUAAAUUUUUUUAAUGUAAUCUAGGGAAUUAAUCAGAUUUAUUGAAUAUUCUCUACAGUCGCCACUAGGGUAAAGUAUUAUUGUCAAUAGCAAUAACAAAAAAAAAAUUUUCUAGAGUCAUAAUUAUUAUUAAGUGGUAGGUAAGCGUAUUUAAUAUAAAUAGUGUAAUUUAAUAUAGCAUUUUACCCUUAAACCAUCUUGGAUUAAAUAAAUUCGAACAUAUUAGAACAAAAAUAAAUUAUAAUCAAAUUUUUAAGAAUUUUUAAGAGUUGAAACAGCACAAUAUAAUGAUAUUCGUUGGGUCUUAAGAAGCGAAGAGUAUCGUUGUCGCAAUAAGAUCAAUUUUUCGGAUGCGUUAUUACGCUGACCUUGCCUAUAAUUUAUGUCAGCAAAAAUAAAAAAAAGUAAUAAUAUGGACAAUGAUUAUUAUACACCUUAUAAUUCUUAUAUUUUCGGAAAAUUGUUAAAUUGUAAUUAUAUUGUCAUCUCAUUACUAUACAUAUUUUACUAUUUUAGUGCUAGCCUCGGGCCGAGAUUUGAAUGGAUUUUAUAUUCUAGGAACGAAAGGUUUUAACUGGUCUAUGUGAACAGGCGACUCGACCAAAAUAUUGUUUUUUGGCAGAUUUAUCAAAAAACUAUAUGGACCUAUUUUCUUUAAAAUAACAUAAGGGCCUUCAUACCUAUCUGAAAAUUUAUUACCCUUUACCGGGACUUUAACUAAGACUUUGUCUCCCGCUUUAAACGAUUGAAAAUUAUUCGAUGAUAAUAGUUUUUGUUUAGUCUGUUUGGAUUGUUUCUUUAAUAAUUGGGGUAAUGUUUUUCUAAUAUGUUUGAUUUUAUUAAUUUCAUCGAUAACGUUCCCAUCGGAAGGGGGAAUUAGUGCAAUAUCAAACAUGCUUUUAGGAUUAUAGCCGUGAACUAAAUAAAAUGGCGUAUAAUUUGUAACCGAAUGUAUUGAAGUAUUAUAGGCGUAUACAACGUAUGGUAAAUAAUCUACCCACUUAUUGUUAUCCUGAACGUAAUGUGAUAUCAUGUCUAUAACUGUUUGAUUUUGCCUCUCCACCUGACCUUGUGAAGUAGGCUUGUACGGAAUUCCGAAUUUUUUGUCUACCCCAAAAGCGUCCAUUAGGUCUUAAAAUGUCUUUGACGUAAAAUGAGUUCCAUUAUCUGAGCUAAUUAUCCUAGCUGGACCAAAUCUUAAGAAUAAGUCUAAAAGAAACUUGUUGGUACUACGCGCAUUGGCAUUUGUAAAUGGUUGAGCUACGCAAAAUUUUGAUAAACGAUCAGUAGCUACUAAAAUAUACUUAUAAGAUCUCGACUUUGGAAGAGGACCAACAUAGUCAAUAAUUAUUUCACUCAUAAUCUCACACUCAGAAAAAGAACGUUCCAUGCUUUAAUGAAAUUGAAUCAUUGUUUUUAAGCCUAGCGUGUUACUUAGUAAUAACGCUGAAAUGAAUUAAAAUAACAAUUUUUCUUUUAAAAUAAAACCACAUUCAAUAAAUUUAAAGAUUUUUUUAAUGACAUUUUAAAGAUACCGUAAUCAAAUCAAUAAAAUAUAAAUAUUUUAAACAAAGGAGUCCAUUAUUUGUUUCAUGAACACAAUUUACUUGAAUGUAAUAAAAAUAUGUUUCUUUUAAAGGAUAGGGUAAUUGAUAUAACCAAAAAGUUCUACGCUUCUAUCAUAGAGAAUCUUUAUUUUUAAGUAAAAAAUGUUACUUCAAAUCAAAACUAAAUUGAAUUAAAAUAUUAAUGUUUUACUUAAACUAAAAGUAAUUAUAACUUUGAUUUAACGGAAGUGUAGAGAAAUUAUUUGUUUACUAACCCCACUAGACAGUUUUCAUUAAUUCAAUACCCUGCCGUCUUUAUUUUAAUGACAUUUAUCGUUAAAUAAUAAAAUCCACGUUUAUUUUUAGCAUAUUUAGGUAAAUUUUUUGGAACUGUUAUUAUUGUGCUAUUAGAUAACGGUGACUAUACGCAACAUUAUUCUACACUUGGCAUUGUUUUGGUUAGUGUAUAGUGUCUAGUGAUUGUUUUUAUAACUAAAUGGAAGAAAUAAUUUUAAAUUCUGUCGUCAUUGAAAAUAAUGAAUUUUCCGAAGAAUUUUCACACGAAUCAGCUCUACUAGAUGUACUAGGAGAGUUAAAAUAUAUUUAUAUAUAUUCAAUAUAUUUAUCGGAAACAUACUUCAUUAGUGUGCCUGCACAAAAACCAAAGGGAAUAUUGUACCAAAAAUAUCAUAAUACAUUGACAAAAUUACGCAAACACAAAUUGUGGUCUCCCAUAAAAAAAGUAAAAAAAAGUUCUGAUAGUAACUUAGAGCAAACAUCUAUACUACAUAGGGCAACUAUAAAUAAUGAAUGUUUAAUUAAAGUAAAAAAAUGGCUUCAGUUUAACAUUGAGCCUAUGAAUGAAGUAAUUAUUAAAUGGGAAGAGACUUGUGAAAUUCGUAGAGAAUAUUUGUUGUCUCCAAGUAUUAACAUUAAUAAUAUUCUCGAAGAAUGGCCUAUGUACAAACAGUCAUUUGGUCACAGCUUGAUUGUUAUUGAUUUUGAAUAUAUAUAUACUUCAAAAGGAAAUUCAUUGUUUGUUAAUUGGGAUCAAUUUAUUAUUAAGAUCAUUCCGUUAAUGAUAAAUAAAAUAAAGGAUGGAAACAGCAAAUUAUUACUUAAACGUUUAAUAGAAAUAAACGAAACUGAUAUUGAAACCAGAAAUCUUUUAGUUUUAGAUCUAAUGAAUGCUUUAUUAGUUCCAACUUCCAGAUCCUAUGAAAUAGAUUCAGUUACAAAUAAGAGACGCAUUGUAAAAACAUCUAUUUCUGAUGCUAGAAAUUCGUUUUUAUUAAAAGUGGCUUCAAUGAAUGAUCUACAUGUUCAAAUUCAAUUAAAAAUUGAUAUCGCUUACAAAAAAAAAGAAAAAAUACAACCAUUCAUCUGUGUUGCUGAAACUAAUUUUGAUGAUAUCUUUAUUGAACUUCAUCAAUUCAUUGCACAUUUGAAGUAUGUUCAUUCAUUAACAUCAUCAAGUUUUUACCGUUGUGGCAUACCACAUUGUUCACAGACUUUCUCAACUUAUCGUUCAUUUUCUAAACACAUGAAAUCUGAAGUUCUUAAUAAUCAAAAUUCUAAUUGUAACAAUCCAAUAUGGUUAUUCUUGAUAAAUUUUAUUGAAAUGAUUGAUUUAUUGUUAUUGUCAAAUUUUAAUGAUCAAAUUAUUUUAAAUGUACAAAAUCAUAUCACAUAUCACAAUAAUAAAUAUGUAGAAUUAUUUCAAGACAAAUUAAAACCUAAACAUCAUUUUCUUAUCCACUACUGUAAUAUAAUAAGAAAAUCAGGCUCCUUAAAAUUUGUAUGGUGUUAUCGGUUUGAAUCUAAACAUAGACAACUUAAAGCAUACUCUAAAAACAUAACUUCAAGAGUUCAACUUCCUAUAUCUUUGGCUAUAAAAUACUCCAUUCAUUUUUCAGAUUAUAAUUUAAAUUUAAAAAAUAGUUCUUGUAUCUCGGCAAACUUAGGCUUACCACUAAAUUAUGUGAAUAUUUUGAAAAGAUUAAAAUUUUAUUUUCUCCCAAUGAUUUAUCUGUACUUAAUUUGGCACAUUGUUAUGACCAAAUAAUAUACAACAAUAUAGUUUAUAAAACCAGUCAUAUACUAACAUCUUUAAAUAACAAUCAUUUAUUGGUAUAUAAAUUGAAAAAAAUUAUUUGUUUUGAUGAGAAAGUUCUUUUUUUAUGUAUAACAUUAAAUGUACUAUCUUAUAAUAAACAUUUUGUAAGCUAUGUUGUUUCGAAUGUUGAUACUGAUGAUCUCUAUGUAUUAAAAGAUAUUAAUG